This is a messenger RNA of Panthera uncia (snow leopard), 949 nucleotides long. Its product is annotated as kinesin-like protein KIF2A. Gene Ontology annotation, molecular function: ATP binding; microtubule binding; microtubule motor activity. The record is from RefSeq and is a predicted model, not a curated record. Gene Ontology annotation, biological process: microtubule-based movement. NCBI's taxonomy places the organism in Eukaryota, Metazoa, Chordata, Mammalia, Carnivora, Felidae. The transcript has 5 exons. The coding region runs from base 81 to 602 and encodes 173 amino acids.
GAUAUUAUUGUCUUCAUCAUUUAUAACAUUUUCUUUACCUUUGCAUUUUUCUCCCGUAGAUUGCCACAAUCUCUCCAGGAAUGGCAUCUUGUGAAAAUACUCUUAAUACAUUAAGAUAUGCAAAUAGGGUGAAAGAAUUGACUGUGGAUCCAACUGCUGCUGGUGAUGUCCGUCCAAUAAUGCACCAUCCACCCAAUCAGAUUGAUGACUUAGAGGCACAGUGGGGUGUAGGGAGUUCCCCUCAGAGAGAUGAUCUAAAACUUCUUUGUGAGCAAAAUGAAGAAGAGGUUUCCCCCCAAUUGUUUACUUUCCACGAAGCCGUCUCACAAAUGGUAGAAAUGGAAGAACAAGUUGUAGAAGAUCACAGGGCAGUGUUCCAGGAAUCUAUUCGAUGGUUAGAAGAUGAAAAGGCUCUCCUAGAGAUGACUGAAGAAGUAGAUUAUGAUGUAGAUUCAUAUGCUACUCAACUUGAAGCUAUUCUUGAGCAAAAAAUAGACAUUUUAACUGAGCUGCGGGAUAAAGUGAAAUCUUUUCGUGCAGCUCUACAAGAAGAAGAACAGGCCAGCAAGCAAAUCAACCCGAAGAGACCCCGUGCCCUUUAAAUCAGCCUUUGCUGCUAGAGGAUCCCCAGAACCCACAUUACUGUAACAUACAGUGGUUCAGCUGUUAAGGGCCAUUUGAAAGUUUGAAAUUUUAAGUGUCUGUGGAAAAUGUCUUGUCCCUUCACCUGAAUGACAUUUCAAUUUUGUGAAACACUCCUUUGUCUACAAAAUGCUUCUAGUCCACGAGGCACAACCAAGAUUGGGAAUAGUGAAGCAUUUUGUUUCAUUUACCCAAACAGUGAUUUACUUUUGGAGAUCCUUGCCAAUUUUAUUUUCUGUAUGAUGAAGUGAGAUUGUGGACUUGAUCCAGAGGUGAAUAGUAGGGGGAAGCCACAGCAUUUCCUUUU